AGGUCAGUCACGUUCCCGGCGCGUUUUAUAAAACCACUCGGCCCAACACAAGCCGUAGAACUGCACUGCACAGCGCCAGCGCGAGAGACCGACCAGAAAGUAGAAACCCCCGGCCGGAAGGAGAUGAGCUACUACGGCCAGCAGCAGGCGCCAGUCGGCGCCCCGCCGCAGCAAGGUUACCCGCCGCAGGGGUACCCUCCGGCCGGUUACCCGCCGCCACAGCAGGGCUACCCGCCGGCCGGAUACGGCCAGCAGCAGCAGGGCUACCCGCCUCAACAGGGCUACCCGCCCCAGCAGCAGCAGCAGCAGAACAGCGGGCCUUCCUUCAUGCAAGGAUGCCUGGCCGCGCUUUGCUGCUGUUGUCUCUUGGACGCCUGCUUCUGAGACCAAGGUUCCAUCCUCACGCGUGUUGGAACUGAUCAAUUGUGCCUUGUUACCGAAAUGCUACUAGCCUCCAUGUUUUGGGCCCUAUCACAUUUUUCUACCCCUUGUUUGUAAACUUCACAUUUUGAUUAAUUAUUCGGUUGGUUUGGAUGUGAUGACUACCUUGCUAAAUGCUACUAAUCCAUCUUUUAUUUUCUCCUUGUUCGAAAAGUAAGCA
Triticum aestivum (bread wheat) is the source of this 601-nucleotide messenger RNA. RefSeq names its product cysteine-rich and transmembrane domain-containing protein WIH2. The transcript is spliced from 3 exons. The coding region runs from base 124 to 384 and encodes 86 amino acids. Gene Ontology annotation, cellular component: plasma membrane. The record is from RefSeq and is a predicted model, not a curated record. Lineage: Eukaryota; Viridiplantae; Streptophyta; Magnoliopsida; Poales; Poaceae.